Molecule: messenger RNA, 2288 nt
Organism: Eleginops maclovinus (Patagonian blennie)
Lineage: Eukaryota; Metazoa; Chordata; Actinopteri; Perciformes; Eleginopidae
Gene: hars
Product: histidyl-tRNA synthetase
Exons: 14
Coding region: 451-1989 (512 amino acids)
Biological process (GO): histidyl-tRNA aminoacylation; mitochondrial translation
Cellular component (GO): cytoplasm; mitochondrion; cytosol
Molecular function (GO): histidine-tRNA ligase activity; RNA binding; ATP binding
Source: RefSeq, a predicted model, not a curated record
GCAGGCAUGCAAAUCAGGUAGUGAUACUCGUUCCUGCGACACUAUAGUCUUGACAGCUGCGGGGUUGCUGGUGGUUUGAAUAGCGGGCCAAAUACAUUAAUGAAAAGUCAUGGCAGACCAGGCACAUAUACAAGAAGCGAUUAAAAUCCAAGGUCAAGUGGUCCGGAAGUUAAAGUCAGAGAAGGCGAGCAAAGAGCAGUGAUAGGGUUGCUUACCACUUUUCUCCUGUUCUUCCUGCUGACCCCGGACGACCUCGGCCUGCCACCCCCCCAUUCAUCACCAUCAUCUACCUCACUGCUGAACCCCCUGGACAUCACUGAUCAACUCACUUCCUGGAUCUACCUCUACUGAUCGUUGUGACCCUGUACGACACCAUUGAACACUGCUGUUCCCAUGAUGCACUCCUGAACUUUUGCCUAUUCAUUUUCUGGACUUAUUUUUUUGCCCGCCAUGUUGUGUGUUCGUGCUUGCUCUGGUCUGAUUCGGACUGCAACACGUGUCCGAACUCUGCAUUCUUUCCCUGGGAUCACUGUGGCUCAGAUUGAUGAAGAGGUUUCCAAACUGCUGCAGCUGAAGGCUCAGAUCGGAGGAGACGAUGGAAAACACCAGUUUGUCCUCAAGACGGCAAAGGGAACGAGGGACUAUAACCCCAAGCAGAUGGCCAUCAGGGAAAAAGUGUUCAACACCAUCAUCAGCUGCUUCAAACGCCACGGAGCAGAGACCAUCGACACACCUGUUUUCGAACUGAAGGAAACGUUGACAGGAAAGUAUGGAGAAGACUCAAAGCUCAUCUACGACCUGAAGGACCAAGGAGGGGAGCUGCUGUCCCUCAGAUAUGACCUCACUGUGCCCUUCGCUCGCUACCUGGCCAUGAACAAGAUAACGAAUAUCAAGCGUUACCACAUCGCUAAAGUGUAUCGCCGUGACAACCCAGCCAUGACCCGGGGGCGCUACCGAGAGUUCUACCAGUGUGAUUUUGACAUCGCAGGGCAGUAUGAUGCCAUGAUUCCAGACGCUGAGUGUCUGAAAAUCGUCCACGACAUCCUCAAUGAGCUUGACCUCGGAGACUUCCGGAUCAAGGUGAAUGACAGACGCAUCCUGGACGGGAUGUUCGCAGUGUGUGGAGUCCCAGACGACAAAUUCCGCACCAUCUGUUCAACGGUGGAUAAACUGGAUAAGAUGGCGUGGGAGGAAGUGAGGAAGGAGAUGGUUAGUGAGAAGGGUCUGUCAGAGGAGGCUGCGGACCAGAUCGGGGAGUACGUCGGUUUACAAGGGGGGAUGGAGUUGGCAGAGCGCCUCCUGCAGGAUCCGAAGAUGUCUCAGAGUAAGCAGGCCUGUGCGGGACUGACGGACAUUAAGCUGCUGUUCAGCUACCUGCAGCUGUUCCAGGUCACGGACAAGGUGGUGUUUGACCUGAGUCUGGCCCGCGGACUGGACUACUACACAGGGAUCAUUUACGAGGGGGUGCUGACUCAGGCAGGCAUGGCUGCUGAAGCCCAGAAUGGUUCCGCUGCAGAGGACAGUGUGAGCGUGGGCAGCGUGGCAGGGGGGGGGCGGUACGACGGGCUGGUGGGGAUGUUUGACCCCAAGGGCAGGAAGGUGCCAUGUGUGGGGGUCAGCAUCGGCAUCGAGAGGAUCUUCUCCAUCCUGGAGCUUAAGGCUGAGGCCUCAGCACAGAAGGUCCGCACCACAGAGGUUCAGGUGAUGGUGGCGUCUGCUCAGAAGAACCUGCUGGAGGAGAGACUCAAACUGCUCACAGAGCUCUGGAACGCUGGCAUCAAGGCAGAGGUAAUGUACAAGAAGAACCCCAAACUGCUGAGUCAGCUGCAACACUGCGAGGACUCUGGGAUCCCCCUAGUGGCCAUCCUGGGAGAGCAGGAGCUGAAGGACGGGGUGGUGAAGCUGCGUGCCGUGGCCACCAGAGAGGAGGCUGAUAUAUCCAGAGCAGAUCUGAUAGCUGAGAUCAGGAGGAGGACCUCUGAGGCAUAGAUGUUAACCCCCCCCACACACACACAGCAGUGAUGCGAACAGGAAGUGCUGACGUGAUGUUCCUAUUUAGGGUAACAACUAAAGUGUCAGCUGUAGAACAGGGAAGGAAACUGCUGAGGAACACAUCAGUGAUGUUACCAUUAUCAUAAAGCUUCUGGAGAGCACUCUGCACUCUAAGACAUUUUCUUUCUCCCUGAACCAUCUCAUGCCGGAGUUAAACUCAGCUUCUAACCAAAGCACUUUUUUUCCAUGGCUGUUAUGUCAAGUGUCUGAAAUAAACUCAAUGCUCAGUACUAGCA